Mesorhabditis belari is the source of this 1365-nucleotide messenger RNA. The record is from the annotation of a GenBank genome assembly. NCBI's taxonomy places the organism in Eukaryota, Metazoa, Nematoda, Chromadorea, Rhabditida, Rhabditidae.
AUGUUUCGAUCAUUGGUGCUUGGGUUUAAACCUGCCAUAGUUGGUGCUUCUUCAUUUCAGCUGCGAACGAUAUUAAUUUCAAAAGGACGUUUUCUACCUGUUGUUCAAUUUAAUCUGUCGGAUAUCGGUGAAGGUAUUGCAGAAGUUCAAGUGAAAGAAUGGCAUGUAAAAGUUGGUGAUCGAGUGUCUCAAUUCGAUAACUUAUGCGAAGUACAAAGUGAUAAAGCUUCUGUCACUAUCACAUCGCGCUAUGAUGGGGUAAUCAAGAAAUUGCAUUAUGCCGUUGAUGACGUGGCCAGAGUUGGAAAACCGUUGAUGGAUAUAGAAAUUGAAGGCUCUACAGAGGCUGAAAAAAGCGAAGAACCCCAGACAGCAUCUACUACUGAAGCGGUAGCAAGCCCUGAACAAAAAGCUCCUGCAGAAACGCACAAUCUCAAUGGAAAAGUUCUGGCAACACCAGCUGUUCGUCGAUUGGCAAUUGAAAACAAAAUUGAUCUAAGCAAAGUCGGUGGAUCGGGCAAAGAUGGUCGCGUUUUGAAAGAAGAUGUGCUUGAGUUUUUGGGACAUAUCAAACGAGAUUCUUUUACUGCUUCAAUCGAAAACAAGCGGUCCUCACCAUCCCUUUCGGCCGCAGUGCCACCUAAAGCCAGCUAUAGACAGUUGACGGAAGACAAAGUGGUGCCAAUUCGCGGCUAUACACGUGCUAUGGUAAAAACUAUGACUGAGGCGCUCAAAAUUCCUCAUUUUGGAUACAACGACGAGUUCACGGUUGAUAACCUUAUUCAUUUGAGACACGAUCUUAAGGAAUUUGCCAAAGAACGUGAUGUGAAGCUUUCGUACAUGCCUUUCUUCAUCAAGGCUUGCUCUUUGGCUCUAACGGAAUUUCCGCAACUGAAUGCUGUUACCGAUGGAAAUCUUGAAAAUGUUACUUGGAAGUCCUCACAUAACAUUUGUUUGGCAAUGGAUACGCCUGGCGGGCUAGUUGUGCCGAACAUCAAAAAUUGUGAGCAAAAGAACAUCGUCGAGAUUGCACAGGAUCUUAAUCGGCUUCAUGAGAACAGCAAAAGGCAACAAAUAGCUCGAGAAGACCUCACGGAUGGAACAUUCUCACUUAGCAACAUUGGAGCGAUUGGUGGCACUUAUGCUUCGCCAGUGAUCUUCCCUCCGCAAGUAGCAAUCGGUGCUAUUGGAAAAAUUGAAAAGCUCCCACGAUUCGACAGAAAUGGAAACGUUUAUCCUGCACAUCUCGUCAAAUUCUCAUGGGCCGCUGAUCAUAGAGUUGUAGAUGGGGCAACGAUGGCCAGAUUCAGUAAUCGAGUGAAAUAUUACAUUGAACGACCAGCUACGAUGCUUGCUCAACUUCGA